Oncorhynchus gorbuscha (pink salmon) is the source of this 700-nucleotide messenger RNA. Its product is annotated as protein chibby homolog 1-like. The transcript has 2 exons. The record is from RefSeq and is a predicted model, not a curated record. The coding region runs from base 27 to 623 and encodes 198 amino acids. NCBI's taxonomy places the organism in Eukaryota, Metazoa, Chordata, Actinopteri, Salmoniformes, Salmonidae.
CCAAGGCGCUAAACACCUUGAGAAGCAUGAAAAGCAUCAGAGAGGAGUGGCAGGAGGAGUGGGGCAGGAGCAAACACGGCGCAAGAACCCGAGAUGAGCCAGAGCGCCGCCCCAAGAUAUCCAUAUUCAGAGAGAUGUGGGAUAAACUGGGGACCCCGUCGACGGCCCUCCGCUCCCCAGGCAACUGGAACCCCAAACUCCCACCCGCCAGGCUCGAUGCCUCCCUUUCUUCACUCUACAACCUUGACUUCAACUCCCGUGAAACCGAGCUGGGGCCCGAUUACGCCCCUCUGGCCCUCACCCUGGGGGGCCACAGCCUCAUCUUCCAGGAGGGCCAGUGGCUGUUGCAGCAGACGCCCCAAGGGGCCAAGGUCCGGAGUCCAAAGGCAGGGGACCGAACCCGCAUCCGCCGCCUGAAGAAUAAGAACCGGGAGUUACAGGAGGAGAAUAAUGCCCUGAAGAUCCGGGUGGAACUGUUGAUGGACAUGCUGGCAGAGACCACAGCCCGGCUUCAGGGCUCUGAUCCUGGGGAGGGGGGCAGCCAGGACAGCCUAGCAGUACCACAAACACCCCAGAUGAAAAGGGCAAGCUUCCAGAUACGUUCUACUAAAAGAAAGUCCUAAAAAAGUAUGAUAACAGUGGGACUGUGUGAAGUGGAUGAAAUGGUUCCUGCUGGACGAAUAAACGGAGGUUGACUGUC